This is a messenger RNA of Lagopus muta (rock ptarmigan), 1757 nucleotides long. It is a transcript of the gene HINFP, whose product is annotated as histone H4 transcription factor. The record is from RefSeq and is a predicted model, not a curated record. Bases 120 to 1748 code for a protein of 542 amino acids. NCBI's taxonomy places the organism in Eukaryota, Metazoa, Chordata, Aves, Galliformes, Phasianidae. Gene Ontology annotation, biological process: anatomical structure development; regulation of transcription by RNA polymerase II. Gene Ontology annotation, molecular function: DNA-binding transcription factor activity, RNA polymerase II-specific; RNA polymerase II cis-regulatory region sequence-specific DNA binding. The transcript is spliced from 9 exons.
AGUGAGGCGCUUCCGGUCUGUCCCGGCUGUGCCCGUGGCCUCGCUGCGGUGUUCGGACACCGGCAGCCUCUGUGCGAACGCGAGCGGAAGGGUGAGGAGAGGCCUCGGCGGCUCCGGCCAUGCCGCCCGCGAAGGCCGGCGGUAAGGAAGCCCUGGUGCUGCAGUGCGAGUGGGAGGCGUGCAGCUAUGUGGCUUCUGCCAUGGAGGAGUUCUGCGGGCAUGUGGCCCAGCACCUGCGGCUGCACCUGCCCGGCGAGCAGCGGGACGAGCUGGAUCCUCUCGAGGAAUACACGUGUUUGUGGCAGGAGUGUGGUUUCUGUUCCCCGGAGAGCCCCGCCGACCUCAUCCGCCACGUCUACUUCCACUGCUACCACACCAAGCUAAAGCAGUGGGGACUGCAGGCCCUGCAGGGCCAGUCGGAGGUGAGCCACUGCCAGCUGGACUUCCAGAGCCGCAACAUCGUCCCUGAAAUCCAGGAGAACUUUCAGUGCCUAUGGGAAUACUGUGAGAGAUCAUUUGAUAAUCCUGAGUGGUUCUAUCGGCACGUGGAGGAUCACAGCUUCUGUUCGGAAUACAAGGCUGCUGGGAAGGAGAACCACGUGGUCCUCUGUGGCUGGAAAGACUGUGACUGCACCUUCAAAGGGCGCUGCAAGCUGCGGGAGCACCUGCGCAGCCACACGCAGGAGAAGGUGGUGGCCUGCCCUACCUGUGGUGGGAUGUUUGCCAACAACACCAAGUUCUUUGACCACAUCCGCCGUCAGACCGCGCUGGACCAGCAGAGGUUUCAGUGUUCUCACUGUUCCAAGAGGUUCGCUACAGAGAGGCUGCUUCGUGACCACAUGAGGAACCACGUGAACCAUUAUAAGUGCCCUCUGUGUGACAUGACCUGCCCACUGCCCUCCUCCCUGCGCAAUCACAUCCGUUUUCGGCACAGUGAGGAGCGGCCGUUCAAAUGUGACUACUGUGACUACAGGUGCAAGAAUCUCAUUGACUUGAGGAAACAUCUGGAUACACACAGCAAAGAGCCUGCCUACCGCUGCGAGUUUGAGGCUUGCAGCUUCACUGCACGUUCCCUCUGCUCCAUCAAACUGCACUACCGGAAAGUCCACGAGGGUGACUCAGAGCCCCGCUAUAAGUGCCAUGUCUGUGACAAGAGCUUCACACGUGGAAACAACCUUACUGUCCACCUCAGGAAGAAGCACCAGUUCAAAUGGCCCUCGGGGCAUCCUCGCUUCAGGUACAAGGAACAUGAGGAUGGCUACAUGAGGCUGCAGCUGGUGCGUUAUGAGAGCGUGGAGCUGACGGAGCAGCUAUUGAAGGAUGGAGAGAAACAGGAGGAGGCUCUGGAUGGCUCCACUGACGGUGUGGUGCUGUCUGAAGGUGAGGGCAACCUGCAGGGCAUCAUUCUGGAGGCUCCAACAGAGGUUCCCUCUGUGGAGAGCAACGUGUCCGAGCCACGCGCGGCCCUGCUGCAUCCUGCAGCCAGCUCUGAGCAAGCACAGCCCAGUACCUUCUCAGGAGCAGUGCAGCCCUCAGAGCAGGAGCCCAGCACCCCGGCCAACCCCAUCAUCCGUGUGGUGAACCGGACCAACGAGCACGGGGAGAGUGAGACUGUGUAUUACAUCAUGGCCAGCACGCUGUCAGAGGAGCGGGCAGCAGCAGCCAGCGGGCUGGCUAUGGAGCUGGAGGAGAAUGUCAUGGACCGUCUGCAGAAGACAGCUGAAGAGCUGGGUAUCCAUAUUGUGUGAGGUGCUAAC